This is a messenger RNA of Lactuca virosa, 333 nucleotides long. Lineage: Eukaryota; Viridiplantae; Streptophyta; Magnoliopsida; Asterales; Asteraceae. The record is from the annotation of a GenBank genome assembly.
AUGCAUAAAUUACAUACCAGAUUGUACAAAGGAAGCAAGAACAGGCUCCGGCAGCGCCUCAGGAUCACUAUCGGGAUCCGUAUCACAUCCACCUUCGUAGUCCCUCACGUACCAUUCAAUCACCUUAAACAACUCCGAAUUGAAACUCACCUUUUUGGAUCCAGACUGUUUGAUUUUCUUGUAAUCGGAGAGCAAAGAGUCCCACUUCCUACGACACUGGUUCAGGUUGCGAUUCACGCCCAACGCGUUGCAAUUCUCGACAAUGAUCUUCCAUUUCUGGAAGGAAGCGAGGGUGUCGCCACAAAUCAGCUUCCACCGCAGAGACCUCGUUGA